AAACGAACCACCGACCUACCAGUCACAAAGUGGUCAUAGGGAGCCGAACCACAAGUGCAAGAUGACGGCCGGUCCGGGGUACCCCAUGCUGGCGUUGGUGUUGCUGUGUUGUCUUACGAGUUCCACGGAUAUAAUAAAGUAAACGACCCGAUUCGUUUUCGAACGCUGCUAGUGGAAGCUAAUAAGGCUUUGAAGAGAACCACCGAGGAGGAAGGGGCACCUCGCACGACGGGGACCCAGCUGAAGAACUACUUGCUGGAGGUUCUCUCUGGGAUGCGAGUCAGGAAUGUGGUCGUUAUCACCUCACCGUCUUUUGAUGUGAAUGACGUGAUGGCGAGCAUGUGGCACCAAGGACUUACUGCCGAGGUCUUUCGCGUUUCUCAAGAUGCUGAGAAUCACAAUAAUCCAGCCAAGUUUCGCAACAAGACAGCUAAAGAGGAGAGUUUCACAUGGGAGAGUGUGAACUGGAAGUUUCUGUAUGGGAGGGGCCCGCUGUUUAAAUCGGAGACGGCUACUCUUGUGUUGGGUCCAGCAGCGUGGGCGGCCAGGUCUGCUAUUGAGGUCGUAUCCCGGGCCGUUCUUGGGAGGUGGGACUCAUUGCUCGUAGUCCCCGUUGGAGAAGCCAGUGCUAUAUACGAGCUUCCCCAACAUGUGCAGCUGGGGACUCGAGUGGCGGUGAUACAGGAGCUUCCCCGUCGCGAAAAGGAUAAAAAGCAGCUGGCAUGUAGCGGCGUGGUGAAGGAGGCGCGUCUGGUGGGUCCUAGGCAGUAUGCAUUAACCUCGGUGGGAUGUUGGCGAAGCGGCGAACUCUCCCUUGAACCGCAUUUCCUUCGCCCCAUCAACUCCUUCAUGGGCUCCGCGUUGAGGGCUGGAACGCUCAAGGGAAUCCAAGAUGUCAUAGUAAAGCGCGACGGGGACAAGAUAACCUACGACGGCGUCUUCGGCAGUUUCUUGAUGCAGAUCCUCAACAAUCUCAACGUCUCCCUGGAACUCGAGGAUUACCUAACUGUGGGCGGUUUGGAGUCCGACGGGAAGCCCGAGGGUUUGUUGGGGGCGAUGUACACGAGGUCCAUCGAUAUGUGUGCGGUCAUCCUCUCUAUGAUACAGGCGAGGGCACAGGUCAUAGACUACAGCAUAUGUAUAGUCUUGUAUUCAGCCAAAUUCAUGACCAAACUUCCUCAACCCAUGGUCGAACAAUUCCUGCUGUUCAAGAUUUACACCUGGCAGGUCUGGUGCACUAUCCUUGGGUUCCUUUGCUUUUCCUCCAUCGUAUCAACGAUAUUGUGGGGGCGUCUGGAUGGAGAGAACACCCUGCCGUGGACAAGUACAAAAUACAUCCGCCACGCUUUUACGGCAACCUUCAAAACACAAGUCUACAUGGGCUCCUCUCAUCUGCCCAAGAGCUCCCCGGGAAGAAUAGUCAUGACCUGUACGUGGCUUGUGGUCAUUAUGGUGGUGUCGGUUUACAACGGGCACUUGACAGCCUUCCUCUCCAUCCCUCGCAUGUCCAAGGUGCCCAACACUGUCAGGGAGAUGAUCGAGAUGGGCUAUGACAUGUCCAUCAGCCGAGGGUACUCACAGUAUUACAAAAUGAAGUCAUCCCCGAUCGAGGAGCACCAGUACAUCCUGCAGACCGCUCGCUUUCGCCAAGAUGUAGGCCUAACGCCUGACCAAAAAUACAUAACGGAGGUUCUCACCGAGCCUGUCGCUCUCUUGGUGAGCAUCGUAGCAAUUACUGGAAUACAGGAUGCGAACUCUGAAACAGUUGGCGCCGAACAAGUGUGUCGACUCAAGUCAGGCACGGAACCGCUCUUCACCCAGUAUGGCGGGAUUGCCUACCCUCAGAAUUCUCCUCUGAAGGAAGUCAUUGACGCGCAACUGAGCAGAGCGAGCAGCAGCGCCCUCAUCAAAUACCCGCCUCCUAAGUGUCGUUCGGAUAUACAAAUUGAAAAGGAGAAGGAACCCCUGGGACUCGUGAUCGUGAGUGGCGUCCUCGUCCUCUGGACCGUGGGGAUCGCCCUGUCCAUGCUCGUGUUCCUGGUGGAGAUCAUCUUCCAUGCCAGCACCUCGGACUGAGAGGAAAUGUUGUUCGUUGUCUGUCUGUCUGGCUGUCUAUUUAU
Penaeus vannamei (Pacific white shrimp) is the source of this 2120-nucleotide messenger RNA. Its product is annotated as glutamate receptor 2. The record is from RefSeq and is a predicted model, not a curated record. Lineage: Eukaryota; Metazoa; Arthropoda; Malacostraca; Decapoda; Penaeidae. Gene Ontology annotation, cellular component: plasma membrane. Gene Ontology annotation, molecular function: ligand-gated monoatomic ion channel activity; signaling receptor activity.